Molecule: messenger RNA, 4536 nt
Organism: Frankliniella occidentalis (western flower thrips)
Lineage: Eukaryota; Metazoa; Arthropoda; Insecta; Thysanoptera; Thripidae
Gene: Dna2
Product: DNA replication ATP-dependent helicase/nuclease DNA2
Exons: 20
Coding region: 149-4441 (1430 amino acids)
Biological process (GO): replication fork reversal
Cellular component (GO): cytoplasm
Molecular function (GO): 5'-flap endonuclease activity; single-stranded DNA helicase activity
Source: RefSeq, a predicted model, not a curated record
UUUGAGAGCGGGAAGCAGUUUAAAAGUAAGGUUAUGAAAUAGUGAGUAAAAUUGUUUGGCUUGAUGAUAAGAAGUAGAUUGAAGUGAGAAACUACAUUAAUAGCUAAAUGUUAGUGAUCUUAAAGAAGAAAUUCAUCAAGACUGAGCGAUGAAACGUUCAAAAACUACGGCCAAACCCAGUCCGAAUCAAAGAAGUAUAGCUUCAUUCUUUACCACUCCAUCCACCAUUUCUAAGGAGAAAGCUGCAAGGGAUAAUUUUAAAAAUGACUCUACCCCUACCAGUUCAAGAAAUGUUCGUUCUCCCUCAGAUGUACCUUUGACAUCCAGGGGGAAAUCAAAUCUGCAUGAUGAUCAUUCAAGCUCAUUGUCUAGUACUCCUUCUAAAAAAAGGAAGAGAGAAGACUCGAAAGUGGAAGGGAGUUUAGGUGCUACUGCUGCACCUCCCUCUGCUUCUGAAAAGGGCAGUCCUAUUAAAAACAACAAAAAACUUUUACUUGUUAAUGGCUUGUCUGUCAGCAAGUCGAAGACUAGAACUCAAUCUACCACUCCUCACAAAACAGAAUCUAUAAUUCUACAGGGAAAAAAAUCUCACUCUCCUGAAAAAGUUUGCUACAGUCUUAACCAUCUUAAAUCUCCAAAACAAAGGACUAGUAUUCAACCUCAGAAAGACAGUAACAAAGCCCAUAAAUCAAAAAUAGUGUUGUCUCCAAUUAAAGCAGAGGAGGAUGAGGUUCUUAAAAGCAUUUUGGAACAUCUAUCUCCGCAUGAGUCUGAUUCAAGAAUGUUUGCUCGGCCUAAAAAUUCUUUUAGUGUUCACAAGAAAACCCUGUUUCCACCCUUAAAGUCUGCGAGUCCCAAGAAAACACUUCAUGAAGAUGAAAAGCUUACCUGCAAAUUAGAAGCAAAAAAAAGUUGUAAGUCUCCGGGAAAACUGGAUACCACAGAAGUAAAGUACCCUGCCCUCCAGUUUGCACCAAAAGAUGUUCUCGGUAGUGCUCCUACUUGUAAAACUUCUCCACCAAAGCAAUCCGUCAAGAAAACAUCACCUAGCAAGGCACUACAUUGCCUGUCUCCAGUGAGAAAGUCUCCAAGAAAGCAUCCCCCUCCCUUGGCUUUAGUUAAGGAGAAAAAAGAAACUGAAGAGGCAAAAGAUUUUCCUUUAAAAUCCCCGGAGCAAACCAAGAAUGCUGGUAAGGAAAAUGAAGUUAUGCCCCUCCGAAGAUCACCUAGAAAACAUCCUUCAACUUGCUAUGAUGCUAAAUCUCCUGUAAAAUCCGAGUCUCAAAAUAAAACUGAUAUAGUUGUUGAUAAUCUUCAAGACCUGCAUGCGGUGUUUCAUGAAGACUUUGAUGACAUAUUUUCAUACAUGUCUAAUUUAAAUGAAGAUAGUAUAAAUUCUUUAGACCUUCAUGAUGCUAAGUUGUGCGAAGUUAUUUCAAUUACUAUUGUAAUUCCUUUCAAGGAAGCUGUCUUAAAUGUGAAAAAUAUUGGAAGCGAGCUAAAAGCCUCUUGUAGGGUCCGAGGUUGCUGGUUGGCAUGUCCAGUUUCGGAGGGUGAUUCAGUUGGCCUGCAGGCUAAGAAAGUUGAUGGAGAAUGGUUGCUGAAUGAUUUGCAUGGCUUCUUGGUCUUACAUCCAGACACUUUGAUAUCUGGAACAACUGUUGUUGGUUCAUUGUUUUGUGCGCGUCGCUCUGUUCUCAGCAGUCUUUUCAGAGGGAUGGACAGUGAUUCAGCUGUAAUGGUUACUGGAAGCAUAAUCCAUGAACUUUUUCAAAUGGUGCUGAAACAAAGAAAGCGUCGUGAGGUUGACAUAAGAGAACUUGCAGAUCAACUAAUUUCUUCCAAGGGUUGUUUACAAAUGCUUUAUUCUGCGAAAAUGAGUGUUGCCCAGAUUCAGAAAGAACUUUCAAACUUUGUACCUCGUAUUGUUGCUUUUGUUGAAAAAUUUAUUGAGCCAGUUAAAGAGAAGGGUGGGAAAACCAGUUCUUGGCUUGGUGCGCCCUUACCCUCUUCGUCAAAGAAUUCUCCUAUGAAUUCAGGUAGAAAACAUGCAUCAACAGAAUGGAAUGGUAAAAUUGUUGGAAUUCGUGAUAUUGAAGAAACUUUGUGGGAUCCAAAAUUGGGAAUUAAAGGAAUGGUGGAUGUCUCUGUUGAUGUAAGAGAUUCACAUGGGAACAAAAAGAUAAUGCCGUUGGAAUUGAAAACAGGAAGAGCUUCAUUUUCUGCAGAACAUCGUGGACAAGUUACACUGUACACAAUGAUGAUGUCACGGAUGGGAAUGGAAGUUGAUUCAGGCUUACUUCUCUAUCUCCGAGAAGGACAGAUGCAGGAAAUAUCUGUAUCUCAUAAUGAACGCAAAGAUCUCAUCCAGCUUCGAAAUACAUUAGCCCAUUACCUUAGACGCAGAAUUCCUGUGAUAGAUGAAAAAUCUGGUCAUUUUGUCCCCCCUAGCCUUCCGGAACCGAUUAGUUUCAAGAGUGCAUGUGAGAAGUGUCCUUAUGGAGUCCUAUGCUCUGUUUAUUUGAAGCGGAAUGGACUUUCAGAACUUUCCAAAGACCAUCCAAUGGUCUCGGUUUCUGCAUCUGCGACACAACAUCUUACCGAAAAUCAUGUUGAUUUUGUCAUGCAUUGGGCAGGUUUGCUUCUUUUAGAAAGCACAGAUCAGCUGUCCUCAUCAAAAUUGAGAUACAUUUGGCGAUAUUCACCCAUAGAGAGGCAUAGGGGUAAACAAGCCAUUGUGAAUCUUCAGUUAAUGAAAGCCAAUGAACUUAGUGGAGGAAAGUUUGUUCACACAUUUACCAGAAAGCUCUCAUCAUUCACUGAAGUCUUAGCAAAUGACUUAAGAGAGGCUGGUUUAUCUACUGGUGAUUAUAUAUUAAUCAGCACUGACACACGUUUGGCAAUUGAGCGGGGUAAUAUUGUUGGCAUAGAUGAAUCCAGUGUGACAGUUGUGUCCAAUAGAAAUUUGUGUGAUCGCUACUCCCAUGAAACAUUUCACCUCGAUUCUAGUGAAUCUGACACUGUUUUGGUAUUCAACCUAACGAAUUUAGGUUGCUUGUUGGAUAACAAUGAGCCUGCUGCAAGACUAAGAGAAAUUAUAGUAGAUAGGACCAUUCCAACAUUCACUACCAGAGUUGAAAAAAACAUUAUUCAAGACUGUUUGUCAAUUUUCAGUAAACUAAACAAAAAUCAGCGGAAUGCAUUGGUGAAAACUUUGAGAGCUGACAGCCAUCUUCUCAUCAAAGGGCUACCCGGAACUGGUAAGACAGCGACAAUGGUGGCCUUGGUACAACUUUUAGUUCGUGCAGGCCUUUCUGUCCUAGUCACAAGCCAUACUCACUCUGCAGUUGACAAUCUCUUGCUACGUCUGAAAAAGGAAGGCCUUAAGUUUUUACGUCUGGGAGCGGACGAACGUAUACACCCUCAGCUCCACCCCUUUUCAGAAAAUUAUUUAACUAAAGAAUGCAGAACACCUGAAGAACUGGACCAAGUGUUCACUAGUCAGCAAAUUGUUGGUGUCACCUGUCUAGGAGCAGGGCAUGCUAGUCUUGCGCAAAGAAGAAUUUUUGAUGUUUGCCUAGUUGAUGAAAGCACGCAAGUUCUUCAACCCUCUAUUCUCCGACCAUUAUUUAGUGCUCGUCGGUUUGUGCUAGUCGGAGAUCCAGAACAACUUCCUCCUGUGGUGAAGAGUCAUCAAGCGCAAAAACUAGGCAUGUCAGAAAGUUUGUUUGCUCGCUUGGAUUCUGAAGCAUCAACUGUCUCUUUGACAUUAAACUACCGAAUGAACCAAGUCAUCACAGAUUUAGCAAAUGGGCUCACUUAUGAAGGCAAACUCUUAUGUGGCAACGAAAUGAUAGCAAAUGCAACAUUACAAGUGACUUCACCAAUGUCUUAUAAGAAACUUUGGCUGUCAUAUUCAUUAUCGACUGACAUUAAUAAGUCAGUGGUGUUUGUGAACACCAGUACAGCGCAAGGCAACCUCAAGGAUAUAAAUGGAGCUAAGACUGAUGGAGAAUCUUCAUGCUGCAAUCAUUUUGAGCAGGUUCUAGUUCUGGAGCUAUUAAAUACCUUUGUUGAUAGUGGUGUAGAUGUGGAAAAUAUUGGUGUUAUGGCUCCUUACCGUGCUCAAGUUUCUAUGUUGACUCAAGCUAUCAAGUCAAACCCAAAACUUGCUGCUAUUGAAGUUAACACUGUUGACCAAUUUCAAGGGCGGGACAAGGAAGCAAUUGUAUAUUCUUGCACCAGGUCUGAUGGAGCAUCUCAUCAAAAACCUAAGGACAGAGAAAUCCUAAAUGACAAGAGACGCCUUACCGUUGCUAUAACAAGAGCCAAGCAUAAAUUAGUUUUAAUUGGACAUUGUGAUACUCUAAAAUUAUAUACUCCUUUCCAGAAACUUAUAUCCUGCAUACCAAGCAGCAAUCUUGUUCCUGUUGAUUCCUAAAUUUCAGAAUUAAGUUCCUAUUUUACUUUUUGGUACUAUUUUAGCUAAGGACUCUUAGGUUAUUUUUAUAAAUAAUAUGGUUGAAGUAUGUCAAA